Molecule: messenger RNA, 1571 nt
Organism: Chanos chanos (milkfish)
Lineage: Eukaryota; Metazoa; Chordata; Actinopteri; Gonorynchiformes; Chanidae
Gene: ptdss1b
Product: phosphatidylserine synthase 1b
Exons: 13
Coding region: 1-1407 (468 amino acids)
Biological process (GO): phosphatidylserine biosynthetic process
Molecular function (GO): L-serine-phosphatidylethanolamine phosphatidyltransferase activity
Source: RefSeq, a predicted model, not a curated record
AUGGCGUCUGUUGAGGGAUCUCGGACUCUUUACAAAGAUGAUGCUAAUUAUAGACUUCAUUUUCGGAUGAUAAACGAGCAACAAGUAGAGGAUAUCACCAUCGAGUUUUUCUACAAGCCGCACACAAUCACUUUAUUGACAUUCACCGUCGUCAGCCUGAUGUACUUUGCGUUCACCAGGGAUGAUGCCAAUCCUGACAGUAACCUUCGCGUGGGCUUUCUGUUGGUCGUCUCCUUCUUCCUCGUGAUCAGUGUCCUCGCUUUCCCCAAUGGUCCGUUUACUAGACCGCAUCCUGCUAUAUGGCGCAUGGUAUUUGGCCUCAGCGUUCUCUACUUUUUGUUCCUGGUUUUCCUCAUAUUCCUGAACUGGGACCAGGUGAAGGGCGUUAUGUACUGGCUGGACCCUGGCUUGCGUUACGCGACCCGAGAAGCAGACAUCAUGGAAUAUGCCGUGAACUGUCACGUGAUCACGUGGGAGCGAAUCCUGAGUCACUUUGACAUUUUUGCGUUCGGUCAUUUCUGGGGCUGGGCCAUGAAGGCUCUUCUGAUCCGCAGCUAUGGACUGUGCUGGACCAUCAGCAUCACCUGGGAACUUACUGAGUUGUUCUUCAUGCACCUGCUGCCUAACUUCGCUGAGUGCUGGUGGGAUCAGGUCAUCCUGGACAUCCUGUUGUGUAACGGAGGGGGCAUCUGGCUCGGCAUGACGGUCUGUCGCUUUUUGGAGAUGCGGACAUACCACUGGGCCAGCAUCAAGGACAUUCACACAACCACAGGAAAGCUGAAGCGCGCUGUUCUCCAGUUCACUCCAGCCAGCUGGACCUACGUGCGCUGGUUCGACCCAAAGUCGUCUUUCCAGAGGGUGGCAGGAAUUUACCUCUUCAUGAUCAUCUGGCAGCUGACCGAGCUCAACACGUUCUUCCUGAAGCACAUUUUCGUUUUCCAGGCAUCCCACGCCCUCAGCUGGUGUCGGAUCCUCCUCAUCGGAGUCAUCACCGCCCCCACCGUGAGGCAGUACUACGCAUACCUGACUGACACGCAGUGCAAAAGAGUUGGAUCACAGUGUUGGGUAUUUGGGGCCAUUGCUUUCCUGGAGGCUCUGGCCUGUAUUAAAUUUGGCCAAGACCUUUUCUCUAAAACGCAGGUUUUAUACGUGGUCCUGUGGCUUCUGUGUGUGGCUUUCAUUACGUUCCUGUGUCUCUACGGGAUGGUGUGGUAUGAGCAGAGUUGCGGAGCUAGGCUGCAGAUCGCCUCUGGAUCUGAUGACAACAGUUUUAUUGACUCAUGUGGAUACAUCCCAGAGGCCUCCAAAGCUGAGAAGACCUCGGGUAGCAACUCUCAACCCUCCAGGCGGAGAAAAGGAGGCUCGGGAAAGAACAGCACGGCCAAUGGGACAAACGGAAAGAAGUAACGAGGGAUGAGGAGAGAACAUUGGGCGCGGUCAGAGGAGGACAGACAACGGCGACGAAAGAUUUCAGAGAAAGGACCUAAGAUGAGGUUAACAAAAGAACCCAUUGAGAGUUUAACAGGGGGUUUUGAGAGAAGGAACACAUUCAGAACAUGGUAUUAUUUAUG